Molecule: messenger RNA, 837 nt
Organism: Cyprinus carpio (common carp)
Lineage: Eukaryota; Metazoa; Chordata; Actinopteri; Cypriniformes; Cyprinidae
Product: urokinase plasminogen activator surface receptor-like
Source: RefSeq, a predicted model, not a curated record
AUGAAGACCCCUCCCAUUUGAAAAGCUAUAAAAUGAGCGCUGAAACAGACAUUAUUUCAUUCACAUCCUGAUCAAAGAUGGAUCUGCAAAUCUCAGUUUUUCUUCUGUUCCUUCUUUUCACUGCAGGACACUCUUUCAGCUGUUAUGAGUGUAUGGGUCUGACGGGUUCUUGCUCAAAUCAAAGGGUAAAAACAUGUCCCAGUGGAUUUUCCAAGUGCAUGAGUUUAACAACUGUAGCACAAGCUGGUGGCAUCAGUGCUAAAGUGAAGGUUAAAGACUGUAUUGCUGACUGUCCAAGUGGAUCCAUCAACCUCGGCAUUGCAAAAACAUCUUUUGCGUGCUGUAACACAGACCAGUGUAACGUCCAAGACGCUCCAGAUCCUUCUAAUGUCCCCAACGGAAAGACGUGUUACUCUUGUGAUGAGAAGAGUUGCUCAAACAUGUUGAGCUGUACAGGGAAUGAAGACCGCUGCUUGAAAGCAACAGGGACUUUCGGUGGCCAGUCAAUGGUUGUAAAAGGCUGUGUCUCUAAAUCUAUCUGUGAUGCUGGAUCAUCGGUUCAGGAUGUUCAGGGUGUCUCAUGUUGUGAGGGGAACCUGUGUAACGGUGCUCAGAGCGUCACUCAGAGCUUCCUGUUCCUCUGCUGUUCUCUGCUCUCCUUCAUCCUGCUGCACUGAAUCCAGCAGCUCUUCACAUUCACAUCUACAAUCAGACACACUGCACUGAAUAUAGAGCUUGUAUAUUCUCUGUACUGUGCAUCUUUUGUGUCCUGGUAUGUUUUUUUUGCUGUGACAUUCUUCUGUAACAUUUUUUUAAAUAAAAUACUACAUUACCUUU